Recurvomyces mirabilis is the source of this 1656-nucleotide messenger RNA. RefSeq lists its product as uncharacterized. Lineage: Eukaryota; Fungi; Ascomycota; Dothideomycetes; Mycosphaerellales; Teratosphaeriaceae. The record is from RefSeq and is a predicted model, not a curated record. Bases 1 to 1656 code for a protein of 551 amino acids. The transcript has a single exon.
AUGCAAGGUAUCAGUGAGACCGUCCCCUUCAUCUGUGCUCGCUGUCUGCGGGUCAGAGUGCUGAAUGCAAGUUUCCCUCUGAGGAAGACUAUUCGCUAUGCAUCCAGCGCGACAGCGCCACAGCAGGACGGUGGCAAUGGAUCAGCGACGGCGCCGGGAGGAGAGGAGGAAAGGGGCGCACUUUCACGUCGAUUGGAGCAGAUGAGUGAGGAGAGUUUGGAAAGCGGUGGCAGAAGCGCUAGGAAGGCAGUCGACGAGGCAGGCUUCGGCGACGAUCUGAAGCGGCAGCUGGAGGAGAAAAUAGCAGCAUCAAGCUUUCGCAGCGAAAAUGCCAAUGCCUUUGCGCAGGCUGGGCUACUGCGAGCAGCUGGCAAGGGCACUAGGGAUAUCGCAGCUGCACAGCCAUGGACCGGUACCGAGAGCGUCGAAGAUGCGUCUCUGCGGAUGCUCACAGACGCCCACAAGCCUCUUCGAGCGCCUCCGAGAGCCCCUGGAGUCAGAGUGCCGACGAAGAUUGACACUGGCCGCUCUGCCGAUGCUCGUGGUAGGGGUGUACGUCUGGCCAGUGUGAGAGACAAUGUGAGUGCUUAUGCAGUCACGAACGACCCAGGAUUGUCAGAGGAGGAGCGCAAGAAGCUGCGGGCACAACUCAAGGCACGCUUCCAACCUAAUGCGCGUGCUGUGCCUGCGACAGUACAAGGUCUACAGUCUUUAGCAAACGAGCGUAUCGAGGACGCCAUCGCACGAGGUCAAUUCAAGAACCUGCCACGAGGCAAGGCCGUCGAACGAGACCCCAGAGCAGACAACCCGUUCCUCGAUACUACUGAGUAUUUCUUGAACAAGAUGAUACAGAAGCAGGAGAUUGUGCCUCCAUGGAUCGAGAAGCAACAGGAGCUGGUAGCCACCUCAACAAAAUUUCGGAGUAGGCUACGGUCGGACUGGCGACGGCACAUUGCGCGUUCCAUUGCCAGCCGUGGAGGCUCACUCGACUACCAAGUGAAGCUUGCUGACGAGCAUGCCUAUGCGGAAAUGCUUGUCAAUCCGUCGAAGAAGAAGAUGGAGCAGCUGAACACUGCCGACGAGCAGGGUCACGUGUCGCAGAUUACGCUCGCCGGAGAGCUCAACACAGCAGCUGUGGUGGCCGACGCAAGCCUCGAGACGCAGAUAGAGGUCAUGGAGCAGACAUUCGACGAUCAUGGCAAUCUCAAGAAACCAUCGCAAGUCGUCACACUCACAGCAGAAGAGCCUGGCAGCGUCAUGCCUACACCCACUCCACGACAAGCAACUGUAGCACCUUUCAGAGAUGCCAUGUGGGAGCAGACCGAGGGCUCAUAUCUCCGCAAAGCUGUUGAGAAUUUGAACAGCAUUACAAGGUCAUAUAAUCUGAUGGCUCCUGAACUCGCCAAGAAGCCAUACUACUCCUUGGAACGCGAGCUCAAGGCGUGUUAUGCAGACGUCGCGCCGACAGUCGCAAAAGCUAUACAUGACCGAGCCAUGGCGCCGAAGAUCAAAGGCGUUCAAGUGGUCGGUCACACACCUGGCGGUGUCCUAGACAGAUUCGCCAUGGAUCGUGCUUCGCAUGUCCAUGAUAGUCGUAAGCCUCAGUAUGGCUUCAAAGAGUUCUGGCGGGACCUGUUCACCUCCGACAAGCAGUAG